CCAAGCAUUAUUACUGCGCUUGUUCGUUUCCGGAGAAACGAAAGAGCUAAAAAAGAACGUAGAGCCCAGGAUUGGAAUGGUAAAGAUUCCAGAUUUGGGAAAUGGGGAAAUGAAGAAAAGAGAAUAGCAGAAUUAAACCGGAAUUGGAAAAAAAAAAACAGUGACUUUUCAGCAAAAUCGGCUACCGGCGUACGUAUUUGCUUGACAAUUGAGGGAAUCCUUCGAUUUUUCAACAGUUCCUUCUUCACCCCUGCAGCCUCCAUUCAGCACCGCCGGAUUCCGCCAGUGUUACUGCACCACCGGUGAGAAAAGGAUUCACACGUUAACAAUUGUAACCGGUGGGCGAGAUGAAAGAAAGUAGAGAUGGUACCAGGACUGCUAGAACAUCUACAAAAUCUUCAUCUGCCGACUCCUAUCCACUUGUUCUAGACAUUGAUGACUUCAAGGGGGACUUCUCUUUUGAUGCCUUGUUCGGCAACUUAGUUAAUGAGCUGCUGCCUUCUUAUCAAGAAGAGGAUGCAGAUUCAGCAGAGAGCCAUAGCAAUAUCACUGCUAAUGAUCUUUUGCCAAAUGGGAGCUCACGACUUCCAUCAGAUGCAGGAAAGUCGAGUCCGAUGUUUCCUGAGGUUGAUGCUCUACUGUCUUUGUUCAAGAAUUCCUGUACACAGUUGAUUGAUCUUAGAAAGCAGAUUGAUGGGAAACUGCACAAUCUUAAGAAAGAAGUUUCUGUCCAAGACUCUAAGCACCGCAAGACACUUGGUGAGCUCGAGAAAGGUGUGGAUGGCUUGUUUAAUAGUUUUGCUAGGUUGGAUUCACGGAUAUCUAGUGUUGGGCAAACUGCAGCAAAAAUCGGUGACCACUUACAGAGUGCAGAUGCUCAGCGUGAAACUGCUAGUCAGACAAUAGAGCUCAUAAAGUAUUUAAUGGAGUUCAAUAGUAGUCCGGGAGACCUGAUGGAGCUUUCUCCUCUCUUCUCUGAUGACAGCCGUGUUGCUGAAGCUGCUUCUAUUGCACAGAAAUUAAGGUCAUUUGCUGAGGAAGAUAUAGGAAGACAAGUAGUCACUGUCCCAUCAGUUGUGGGGAAUGCAACAGCAAGCAGAGGACUGGAAGUUGCAGUGGCCAAUCUUCAAGAAUAUUGUAAUGAAUUGGAGAACAGAUUAUUGUCCCGAUUCGAUGCAGCAUCACAAAAAAGGGAUUUGUCUACGAUGGCUGAGUGUGCCAAAAUUUUGUCACAGUUCAACAGGGGUACUAGUGCUAUGCAACACUAUGUGGGACUUCGUCCAAUGUUUGAUUUGGAGGUUGUGAAUGAAGAUGCCAGAUUAGUUCUUGGUGACCAGGGUUCCCAGCCUAGUCCUAGUAAUGUUGCACGUGGCCUUUCUUCGUUGUACAAAGAAAUCACUGAUAUGGUGCGCAAAGAAGCUGCUACCAUUACUGCUGUGUUUCCUUCUCCAAAUGAUGUCAUGUCAAUAUUGGUUCAGCGUGUAUUGGAGGACCGAGUUCCGAAACUUCUUGAGAAACUUUUGGACAAACCAUCUCUUGUUAAUUCACCUGCCAUGGAAGAAGGUGGACUUAUAUUAUAUCUGAGAUUACUAGCAGUUGCAUAUGAGAAGACACAGGAGCUGGCAAGGGACUUGCGUGGUGUGGGAUGUGGUGACUUGGAUGUUGAAGGCCUAACAGAAUCUCUGUUUCUGCCCCACAUAGAUAUCUAUAUCGAAUAUGAGCAAGCCUCUCUCAGACAACUCUACAAGACCAAGUUGGAGGAACUACAUGCUGAAUGUCAGCAAUCAUCUGAAUCAACUGGGACAAUUGGACGCACAAAAGGAGCUUCAAUUGCUUCUACCCACCAGCAGAUAUCUGUUACUGUGGUGACAGAGUUUGUGCGGUGGAAUGAAGAAGCCAUAUCAAGGUGUAAUUUGUUUGCCCCACAGCCUGCAGCACUUGCAGCUAAUGUCAGAGCUGUUUUCACAUGCCUUCUUGACCAAGUGAGUAUAUACAUAACUGAAGGACUUGAAAGGGCUAGAGAUAGUCUUACUGAAGCAGCUGCUUUAAGGGAAAGGUUUGUAAUUGGAACAAGUGUUAGUCGAAGAGUUGCUGCUGCUGCUGCUUCUGCUGCCGAAGCAGCUGCUGCUGCUGGUGAAAGCAGUUUCAGAUCUUUCAUGGUGGCUGUGCAACGUUGUGGAAGCAGUGUGGCCAUUGUCCAGCAAUAUUUUGCGAACUCUAUUUCCAGGCUUUUAUUACCAGUGGAAGGUGCUCAUGCCGCUUCUUGUGAAGAAAUGGCAACAGCUAUGUCAAGUGCAGAGGGUGCAGUACAUAAAGGGCUACAGCAAUGUAUUGAAACAGUCAUGGCUGAGGUGGAGCGGUUACUAUCAGCUGAGCAAAAAGCAACAGAUUAUCGGUCACCUGAUGAUGGGAUUGCUCCUGAUCAUCGGCCAACAAAUGCCUGCACGAGAGUGGUGGCCUACCUUUCACGAGUGCUUGAAGCUGCAUUCACUGCGCUAGAAGGUCUUAACAAGCAAUCUUUCCUGACUGAACUUGGAAAUCGCUUGCACAAGGGUCUGCUUAAUCAUUGGCAGAAGUUUACUUUUAAUCCUAGUGGAGGAUUGCGAUUAAAGCGUGAUAUAACAGAGUAUGGGGAGUUUGUCCGCAGUUUCAAUGCUCCUCCAGUUGACGAGAAAUUUGAGUUGCUCGGCAUCAUGGCAAAUGUCUUUAUCGUUGCUCCUGAAAGCCUGUCCAGUCUAUUUGAGGGAACCCCGAGUAUUAGAAAAGAUGCACAAAGGUUUAUUCAACUUAGAGAUGACUACAAGAGUGCAAAACUUGCUUCUAGACUGAGCUCCUUGUGGGCUGGCUCCAAUUGAAACAACAUGCAAGCUCAAGGCGAAAUGAACUACUACUCCUCUGAAUGGUGAAACUCAUUGGCAGAUGUAUCUAUCACCCGUGCAACAAAGAAAUUUUCUGAGACAGAUUGCAGAAAUAUUCGUGUCUAGAGUCCACUAUAUUCCUGUUUCUUUCUUCUCUUUUAUUUGACUUAUGGAUAUGGUAUCGUGGUAGAGUGUAUAUUGAUGAACUGUUGUAGUUUUAGCUAGAUUCUAUUUGUUUUUCCUGUUCUGAUUAUUGUAGAGAUGGAGGUACGCGACGGGUGAUUCCAUUGUUGUUGAUGAAUGGCCAUGAGAGCUUGUUUUGUAAGUGGUGUUUGUAGUGGAAUUGGGAAUUUCCAUCCAUCCAUCCUUAAUUCCCUUCAUUUUAAGUUU
Molecule: messenger RNA, 3248 nt
Organism: Coffea eugenioides
Lineage: Eukaryota; Viridiplantae; Streptophyta; Magnoliopsida; Gentianales; Rubiaceae
Product: exocyst complex component SEC10b
Exons: 26
Coding region: 348-2855 (835 amino acids)
Biological process (GO): Golgi to plasma membrane transport; exocytosis
Cellular component (GO): exocyst; cytoplasm
Source: RefSeq, a predicted model, not a curated record